This is a messenger RNA of Haliotis rubra (blacklip abalone), 1558 nucleotides long. Its product is annotated as sodium-coupled monocarboxylate transporter 1-like. The record is from RefSeq and is a predicted model, not a curated record. Gene Ontology annotation, molecular function: symporter activity. The transcript is spliced from 14 exons. Gene Ontology annotation, biological process: sodium ion transport; transmembrane transport. The annotation marks the transcript as partial. Gene Ontology annotation, cellular component: membrane. NCBI's taxonomy places the organism in Eukaryota, Metazoa, Mollusca, Gastropoda, Lepetellida, Haliotidae.
UUUUUCUACAAUGGCGGCUGUGAACAGAUCGUUCGGCUCAGCGGAUUAUGCUGUGUUUAUUACAUCCCUGGUUUUGUCAGCUGUUGUGGGAAUAUUUUAUGCCUGUAAAGGGGGACGACAGAAAACUACGGGGGAAUUCCUGAUGGGAAACAGAGAUCUGCAAAUACUGCCGGUGUCGCUGUCAAUUCUGGUGUCCUUCCUCUCGGCGAUUACCAUCCUCGGCACUGUGGCUGAGAUGUACACAAAUGGAACAGAGUACUUUCUGUACGUCUUUGGAAUGGUCUUUGGCAUCAUCCUGGCAACUGUGCUAUACAUCCCUUUGUUCUAUCCCCACGGCUUUACAAGUUCCUUCGAGUAUUUGGAGAAACGGUUCAACUCCAGAGCGGCCAAACUAACCGGCACUGCUAUAACUAUAUUCCAACAGAUAAUCUACAUGGGGAUUGCCUCGUACGCCCCUUCCACGGCCCUGGAAGCAGUGACGGGAUUCCCAGUGUGGGCAGCUAUCGUCACAGUGGGCGUUGUCUCUUGCUUCUAUACGGUACUGGGUGGGCUGAAGGCGGUGGUGUGGACGGACCUAUUCCAGGCUCUGGUCAUCGUGGCGGGUCUACUCGCUGUCGUCAUUCAGGGCACAAUCCUUACGGGCAGCAUCGGUGACGUUUGGCGCAUCAACUACGAAUGGGGAAGAAUCAACUUCUUUGAUUUCGACCCCUCGCCCACAACCCGUCAUACGUUUUGGUCUCUAGUUGUUGGUGGAACCAUAGCAUGGACUGGAACCUAUGGGGUCAACCAGGCCAGCAUACAACGCUUUUGUGCUGUGCCUACACUGAAGAAAGCCCGGAUAUCACUGCUGAUGAACGCUGCCGGGGUGCUGCUAAUGCUGACCAUUCUGUGCCUGGCAGGAAUCACAAUCUUCGCCUACUACGCCAUUAGGGGCUGUGACCCUCUGUCAGCCAAAUACAUCGGAAACUCCAACCAGCUUCUGCCGUACUUCGUGAUGGAGGUGCUAGACUACCCCGGGGUGCCCGGAUUGUUCAUCGCCUGUCUGUUCAGCGGGACGCUAAGCACCGUCUCCUCGUGUCUUAGUGCCGUGACGGCGGUAGUCUGGGAGGACAUGCUGAAACCAUUCCUGGAAGACAGACUCUCUGAAGGACACAAGACAAUAGUGGCUAAAAUAUUAGUACUAAUAUUCGGCGGCGCCGGCACAGCUAUGGCUUUUAUGGCUAAAAACCUGGGAGGAACAGUGCUUCAGGCUGCCCUAAGUUUUGCUGGAGCUGCUACUGGGCCUCUGAUGGGGAUGUUUGCCCUCGGCGCCUUCUUCCCCUGGGCCAACUGGAUUGGAGCCGUCGUUGGUGGUGUCUGUGGCCUGGCGUUUCCAUUGUGGUUAGGCAUUGGAGCAUACACUGUGGUCGGUAGCCCGCCCGUCCUAGCCUACCCUACCAGCAACUGCAGCUUCAGUAACAUCACAACCAUCGCCCCAUCCACUGCAGCUACAACCUUAAUGACAGAUGCUACCACACCAAUGAGGGACAGUCCAACGAGCGGUCUGACUGUGCUGUAC